AUUGGCUAGGGACAAAAGAACUACAGCUCCCAAUAGACAUGCGCAAAAGUCCCUCUUAAAGUCUUUUAAAUUUACGUGCAAAAUGGCCGCUCAGGUCGAUCUACUGCGCGUCAAAGUAGAGGAGAAGAGCAGGGACAGCUUUGACAAAGCCACCAAAGAGAAGAAAAAGAAGAAAAAACGCGAAUGUUCGCCGUCCGAUGACAAACCCGAUAGAGCGGAGAACGAAGCGAAGAAAAUAAAGCUACAGCACCACCAACACAAUCACCAACAUGCCCAACAACAAGCGCAUCCACCGCACCAACAGAACGGCCAAGCGCGCAACUUCAGCAAAGAGCAGGCACCUGUGCAACACCGCCAUCAUCAACACCAUCACCUCCUCGGCUCCAAGAAAGAAUUACCUCCGGGCUGGCCGCCGCGAAAAGUGACACCAGCAGCCCACGUCCCGCGGAAGACGGUCCUGCCGCCUUCCCCGCUGUUCACUUUCACGCCGCUCAAAGUAGCGAAGGCCGAGACCCCCAAUAACAAGCCCAAACACAUCGAGAAGGACGCCAAACUCAAACCCAAGAAGGAAAACGCCGUGGCGAAUGUUAAAGUGGGGGAAUGCAAAAAGAAGAAAGAGCCCCAUAGUGAGAAUGGCAAAACCCAGACACUGGAGGAAUACCUUUUAAAGAAAAAGAAGAAGAAGAAGCGGCAUCGUGAAGACGAGCGUGGCAAAAAGUUGCACAUACACAACAAAGAGGUCCAAACAGUGUGUACAGGAUUGACAGGAGACGCUCUGCCAUCUUCUGAAGACUCGGUGUUGCAUGUGUACAUCAAAGAUGAGAAGCCAUGUCCAGACUUAAGUGAGUACUGCACUCCCAAGGCUGAGAAGAAGCCGUUCCUCUCACCCCAAGACCACUACAUCCGAAGCUCGUGGCUUCAGACCAAUGGCUCCUUCAGCAGACUGAUCCAUGAGGAAAAGCAGCCCAAUGGAGGGGCAUCUGUACUACACGCAUACGCAGAUGAACUGUCUUUACUGCAACCGGGGGACACUGAAAAAUUUGCCCAGGAGUUUCUGGAUCUCGCCUUUGCUGAGCAUCCUAAAGGAGCCGCACGCUAUGCUCUCGCUGUGGUGCACGGAGCGGCUGCCUACCUGCCCGAUUUCUUGGACUACUUUGCCUUCAAUUUCCCAAACACACCCGUCAAGAUGGAAAUCCUUGGUAAAAAGGAAAUUGAGACCACCACGAUUGCCAACUUCCACUCCCAGGUGAGCCGAACGUACUGCUCUGGGACAUAUAGAGCUGGUCCCAUGAGGCAAAUCAGUCUGGUCGGUGCAGUAGAUGAGGAGGUGGGCGAUUACUUCCCUGAGUUCUUGGACAUGCUUGAGGAGUCUCCGUUCCUGAAGAUGACUUUGCCAUGGGGCAGCCUUUCUAGCCUGAAGCUUGACUGCAGGUCUCAGAGUGAUGAUGGUCCCAUCAUGUGGGUGAGACCAGGAGAGCAGAUGGUCCCCACAGCCGAUAUGCCCAAAUCUCCAUUUAAGAGACGAAGAUCAAUGAAUGAGAUCAAGAACUUGCAUUACCUCCCAAGAACCAGUGAACCACGUGAGGUGCUCUUCGAGGACCGGACGCGAGCCCAUGCUGAUCAUGUUGGCCAGAGUUUUGACUGGCAGAGUACAGCAGCUGUGGGUGUCCUGAAAGCAGUGCAGUUUGGGGAAUUGAGUGACCGGCCACGAGUAACCAAAGAUGUGGUCUGUUUUCACGCUGAGGACUUCAAUGAGGUUGUUCAAAGACUUCAGCUGGACCUGUAUGAGCCACCUGUGUCACAGUGUGUUCAGUGGGUGGAUGAUGCCAAACUCAACCAGUUACGGCGAGAAGGCAUCCGCUACGUCCGCAUGCAGCUCUGUGACGACGACAUCUACUUCAUCCCUCGCAACGUGAUCCACCAGUUCAAAACCGUCUCAGCCGUGUGCAGCCUCGCGUGGCACAUACGUCUAAAGCAGUACUACUCUGAGGAGGAAGAGGGGGAGAAAACAAAGGACUUUAAGACCAAGGAUCUGUGCUCCACAUCAUGUCCUUCCCCCUCGUCAUCCCCUGUUCACCCGGACACCAAAGUCACCUCUUGCGCCCAGCUACAAACGAACACGGCACAAGGUGGAGUGGCCAAAACAGAUGAACUGGUUUUCCAGAGGCCCGCAACGCCACCCAGAGAGCCGCAGCCCGCGCCUCCACAGCCGGCUAAAUCCGCCCACACUGUUUCUGCCACUCUCUGUUCGGAGCCCGGUCCUGUUCCAGCACCCUACCCUCUGUCCUCGCCCACACCAGAGCAAAUGCUUCCACAGGUUCCCACCAAUUCUGCAUCAGACUCCUCACUCGACGGCAGCAGAUCCUCAGAUUUCCCCAAAUGACUUCAGAACUCUUCCUUUUGCAGAGGGAUGGCGUUUCAUUUCACCUUGCAGACUUGACUGACAUUCCACAGUGUAAAAAAGGUAUAUCUGGACUUUGCCUAAAAAUGAUGAAGACUGUAUAUUUUUCUUUCUUUUUUUUAGCUCUUGGUUAAGAAAAUGACCCCACGAGUACUUUUUAGGUUUUUCUCAGCCAAAGUAUUUAAUUUGAAGUAUAUUUUUGCUGAUUAUUACUCCGUAUUGUUUUGUAUUUGUUUAUAUAUUAUUAUAAAUGAGAUGAACGUGUCUCUCAAGAGGGACUUUUCACAUUUCCCAGGGCAUCAUGUGCAUCAUCUGCUAAUUGGUUUUUACAGAAAAAUACAAGGGGGAAAAAGUGCCUGUCACAAGUGGAGAGCAGCAGUCAUAUGUUAAAAGAGAAAAGUAGUCAUAUUUUUUCCCCCGUGUUGUAAUGUCACUGAACUGAAGUAUAUGACGUACUAGUGAGUAGGUGUCAGUUUAAAAUUAGACACGUUUGCUUUUUCAUUAAUCAUUCUCUGGUUUGCUUGAAGGAAAAUUCAUUUUUUUUUUUUGACUAAUAGCAGUAAUUAUAAAAGAGCAACCUGUGCAUUGCCUCUCAUGAAUGCAGGAAAUAUGAUUUGGACUUCACAAGAGGAUUGUUCAUUUGUUUGUUAAUUUUAAUUAUUUAUUUUUGUCCAAAAUUGUUAGUCUUUUAAGAUCGGUCAUUAAUUAAUUUGUCAUGUUUGUUUUCUGUUUGUAUUGUAUGCAGAAGCCGUUGUGCUUUUUAUGUUUUUAUUUCGGACUAGGAAGACAUAUUCCAUCAAGUCCGGAAAUUAGCUGAAAACUGGAUGGAAAUGUAAAUAACCAAACCUACACUCAGGGGCAACAUACUGAUGCCUUUUCAUUUGGUAAAGUCUUCUUCUACUUUGCUUUAAAGUUUUAUAGCGGUCUAAUCCAUACAUUCAGAUUAUUGGGUUUUGAUUGAACCUGUAAUUCUGACGUGUUUGGAGGAGCUUCAUGUAAAGAAAAAAGUCUCUUGAUUCAAAUGGAUCAUCUAAAUAAGGUUCACUUCAUAUCUUUACACAAUUCUGCUCAUACUAUCAGAGUAGUUUUAGUCACAACGGAAAGAUCUUUUUAAAUCAUACUUUGAUUUUGUUAAUUAUUCUCUAAACUUCUGUUUUUGACUGUCAUUGACAUUGUCACCACUUUUUUAAAAAAAUGAGCCAAAUUACAAAAAUCUUGUUGCUUUGGCCAUUUAAAGCUUUUGUUGAUUAAGAUAAUUUGUUCUCCCUAAAAAUCAGUCAGUGCAAAUGUGAAUUAACGUAAUAUACAUUAACAAGGAAUAAAUAAACUCUUGCUCUUCCCAUUAUUUGCUACCGAAGUCAAACCCAAUUUUUUUCUCUUUCAAGAAAGCAUUUGAUAUUAUUUUAUGGAAGUAGAAGCAGAAGGUGUAUGGUCCAGUGCUCUUGCAUAACACUUGUUUCCUAUGUGUUUUAACUAAAGUUGUCUAUAGUUUUUAUGAUAAGCAUUCUGGGGUGAUAAUGCUAUCCUACAUAGUUGGAUGAGUGCAAUUUAGCUUUCACUUUCUGAGUGUAGUUGCGUGUCCGUAAUGGUUUUGAAUGGGAUUAAGUCUUAAAGCAGGCAUUCAGUGUUUUUGAAAGGGUUAUGGGCAGUAGUUGUGCUUCUCUGUUGACGCCAAGUAUUGCUAAUGACUGAUUUGAAUGUAAUUUCACACCAGCAAUCAGUCGACAUUGAUUAUGGUUUCCACAAAAUUAUCUAAUGGCUUUCCCUAAUCAAAUUCAUCCUUCUAUAAAAGAGUGCCUUUCAUUGAGUCUUUAAUUAUCUGCAUUUAAGCAAACUGAUGUUAUUCGAGUUGUACAAAGCAUUAAUUGUGAUGGAAUUUCGUAAAGUCUGGCAAUAAUUGGAUAUUUAUUAUCUAAAAAAAAAAUCAUGCUUGCUCUGGGAUACAACUUCUGCUAAUCCAAAAGCAACUGGCGGUGAUAAUUUUUACUGGCCACCAAAUGUAGCAAAUGCAAACAAAAAUAAAUAAAAUUGGUGGUAAAUUACCUAUAGUCAAUUCAGAACCACGUGCAAUAGGAUCAAAUCAUAUAUUUUUCCCCCUGUUUUUUUUUUAUUUAUUAGGAUUAGGAUUGUAUGGACAGGUGUGAAAGCCUAGACAAAUAUCAUUUUCCCUACUAUUCAAUGGCAUUUCCUCCGGUACAGAUCCUGCAGAUUAGCGGUUUUGCUUUAUGAAAGAAAGCAUACUUUCAUACUUUCACCAAGAAUACAUUUCGAGGUGUCUUUAACACCAAUCCAUUAAGAUGAAUCUUCCCAUAUAUACAGUUUCAGAUGUUUUCCACUCCGCAACACACGAUGCUUUUAUACCUUAAGGUUUCAUGUUAUAUUAAACAUGAUGUUUAGCGUUCUAUGUUUCUUCUGAAUUUUGGCAGCUAGUUUCUUUUUUUUAUGUGUGUGUGUUGAUCAGGUUUUGAUGGUCGUUUGUAAUAUAGGAAAAAUCCACUUAGGGAUCAAGGCAUGCUCUGUGUGUUUGAUUCUUUAUUUUCUCUGUUGAAAUUUGUAUAAAGGGUUUCGAUUUCAGUGAUUUUUAAGGACUAAUUAGAUGGUCAAUUAUGAACAUAGUCAAAGUAAUGUUUUGUAAAUGCUAAGUUACAUUUAAUAGAACUGUCGUGGAUCUUUUCAAUUGUGUAAAAAAAUGCAAUGGAAUGCAUAGACUUUUUUUCUGUAUUUUUUUAAAUAAACUAUUUUAUGAGUGUA
Messenger RNA from Carassius gibelio (silver crucian carp), 5152 nucleotides. RefSeq names its product lysine-specific demethylase 9. The coding region runs from base 83 to 2383 and encodes 766 amino acids. Gene Ontology annotation, cellular component: nucleus. The transcript is spliced from 7 exons. The record is from RefSeq and is a predicted model, not a curated record. NCBI's taxonomy places the organism in Eukaryota, Metazoa, Chordata, Actinopteri, Cypriniformes, Cyprinidae.